AUGGAUAAGGGUUCUGCGCUUGCUCUGUGGGAGAAGUUGGAGCAGCUCUAUAUUGCUAAAAGCCUAACCAACAAGUUACAUUUGAAGCGGAAAAUGUACAAGCUGAAGAUGGAGGAAGGUGGGAAUCAAAUGGACCACAUGAACAUGUUCAACAGAUGCAUGGGUCAACUGCAAAAAGUUGAUGUUAAGACUGAGGAAAAAGAUAAGGCCUUUUUCCUUCUUUCCUCUCUUCCCGAUACGUAUGAAAAUCUUGUUACAACUUUGUUGUAUGGUAAAGAUACAGUGAGCUUGGAACAUGUACAUGCAUCAUUGGUGUCCCUUGAUACAUAG
Prunus armeniaca (apricot) is the source of this 330-nucleotide messenger RNA. NCBI's taxonomy places the organism in Eukaryota, Viridiplantae, Streptophyta, Magnoliopsida, Rosales, Rosaceae. The record is from the annotation of a GenBank genome assembly.